Molecule: messenger RNA, 1743 nt
Organism: Rubroshorea leprosula
Lineage: Eukaryota; Viridiplantae; Streptophyta; Magnoliopsida; Malvales; Dipterocarpaceae
Source: the annotation of a GenBank genome assembly
AAUCCAAACAAUACCUUAGUGAAGUAAUAAUCUAAAUAAAGGGAAUGAUGCAUCUCCUCUCACUUUCGUCUCCUUUCCCUCCAAAUUCCCGAAUCCAAGCUCACUGCAAGUCUGCAAUUCAGACUCUCCAUUAUCCCUCUUUCGCUGCCGACCAGCACUGCAGAAGCGUCAUCCUCCGCCGACAACUGUGCAUCAACUACGUAGAGGGAUCCUCGUCGCCGCGCGCCAUCGAAGCGUCACUGUCCCAGAUUUGGUUUUCCUCUCCCUUGUGCGAAAACGGAAGCCACAGAUCUGGGUUUUCCUCUCCUUUGCCCAGUUGCUCCUCCGUCCCUCCUCCUCUCAAAAGGUUUUGCUCUCUCUCUCUCUCUCUCUCUCUCUCUCUCUCUCUCUCUCUCUCUCUCUCUCUCUCUCUCUUUCCGAGUCAUUCCAUAUGAUUUUGAAUCUCUGGUUUACAUUAUGUUUAUGCUUCAAUUGUUACCGACUUCAAAAGGGGAAAAAUUAGAUAUGUUUUUAUAAAGACGAUGCAUUUGAUAAAGAAAUUGCUCACAUGAUUCCUGGAGGGGAAGCCAUGGAAGACCAUUUCCGCUCUUCUUUAGUCAACUUCAUUUAAUUCAUGGCUUCAAAAUCUACAGACAGUUCACUUCUGUUCCUCGUUCUUGUUCCUACAAAUCAAAUCCAGUAGCUGAAACUCAGCAGAACACCUUCGGAAGCAAAAUCAUGGACUAUGGUAAUUCCAGAUCUGCAAGCUGUUAGGUUUAACAUUCAGAUCAUGAUGAUCUCUGCAACCGUGAAUGGAGUUACCUGCUGCCUCAGGUUCCCUGGUCAACUCAACUCUGACCUUCGGAAGCUUGCUGUAGACUUGAUUCCAUUCCCUCGUCUCCACUUUUUCAUGGUUGGGUUUGUUCCUCUGACCUCCCGUGGAUCCCAGCAGUACCGUGCCCUCACUGUCCCAGAACUAACCCAACAAAUGUGGGAUGCAAAGAAUACGAUGUGUGCUGCAGAACCAAGGCAUGGUCGCUACCUCACUGCUCUGCCAUGUUUAGGGGCAACAUGAGUCCCUAGGAAGUGGAUGAGCAAAUGAUCAAUGUCCAAAACAAGAACUCUUCCUACUUCGUGGAGUGGAUUCCGAACAAUGUUAAAUCUAGUGUCUGUGACAUUCCACCAAGAGGGCUCUCAAUGGCAUCCACUUUUAUUGGGAACUCAGCCUCCAUCCAGGAAAUGUUCAGGAGAGUGAGUGAACAGUUCACUGCCAUGUUUGGGAGAAAAGCUCUCUUGCACUGGUAUACUGGUGAAGGUAUGGAUGAAAUGGAGUUCACAGAAGCUGAGAGCAACAUGAAUGAUCUUGUGUCUGAAUAUCAGCAAUACCAGGAUGCUACUGCUGAUGAGGAAGGAGAAUACGAGGAGGAGGAGGAAGGAAUGGAGCACAUGUGAGGCAAGAUAGAACACAAAGGUACCAUGUUAUGUAUGAUAUCAUGCAUGUGUACUUCUACCUGGUAUGUGAGUGAAAAACCUUUCUCUAAAAUUUUAUUUGUCCUUGAAGUGCAUCCGUAGAGCAAGGAGAAUCACAAUGUUCUCCCAGGAAAAUGGUAAGAUGUGGAGAGAUAUUAUGAGUGGGAAUGUUCAGGUAUUUGUUUGAAAGCUGUUUAUGUUGAACUUUUAUGCUUGGUUUUGAACCCCUUUUACUUCCCAUACUGCCAGUAUCUCAUAUUUUGUUCAAUGGUAACGUGCCCUGCAUAUUUUUGU